Molecule: messenger RNA, 10710 nt
Organism: Biomphalaria glabrata
Lineage: Eukaryota; Metazoa; Mollusca; Gastropoda; Planorbidae
Product: disintegrin and metalloproteinase domain-containing protein 10-like
Exons: 18
Coding region: 128-2893 (921 amino acids)
Biological process (GO): Notch signaling pathway; membrane protein ectodomain proteolysis
Cellular component (GO): plasma membrane
Molecular function (GO): metalloendopeptidase activity
Source: RefSeq, a predicted model, not a curated record
UCAUCUCGACAAAAGAAAACAGAGCACUGUUCAUUAUCAUAAACAAAUAGAUCUACGAUCUAAAUCUAAAUCUAAUUGUUUGUUAAACAGAAAAUAACUACUGACAUGCUUAUAUGAAAGGAUAAAUAUGUUAUUAGGCAGCCCUUUUCAUGUAAAAUGUAUUCUAACAGCAAUAAUUGCAGUUCAGUUAUUUUUAACUCACCAAGCAGAAUGUGAGAGAUUAGAUGAGUAUAUUCAUGAUUAUCAAACUUUGACUUUUGAUACACACAAGCUGCAUAAAAAGCACGAGAGAGCACGGAGAUCAACAGAUUCAACUCUACACUUAGACUUCCGGGCGUACAAUAGAAAAUUUUCACUUCAACUGAAACGAGAUACAGAAAUCUUCACCUCUGACCACCACAUCCUAGAACCAAAUGGGGUGAAAGUGCCAGUGGAUACAUCAUUUAUAUACAGUGGUGUGGUUAAAGGAGUACCUAAUAGUUACGCUCACAUUGCAAUCAUCAAUGGAACAGCUCGAGGCUCUGUCUCCAUACCAGGUGACACCAUUUAUCACAUCGAGUCUGCUGAGCAGUAUUUUGAAAACCCUUCAUUUCAUUCCAUCAUUUAUCCAGAGACUCAUCUUGAUAAAGAUCCUUUUAGACAUAAGAGAGCUGCUGAUGAUGUUGGGUCAUGUGGUAUGGAUAGGGUGAAGGAGUGGAUGGAGAAAGUCUCCAAGUCAGCUGUAGAGAAUAUUCCUCAACCAAAAAGUCCUAGUCGCAGUGAGGAAGAGUAUCACCAUAACAAGUACUCUGCUGAGAUGAAUGCUUACCCAUACAAGUAUCGCAACAAGAGGGCCAUCAACAAUGACAAAACAUGUUUCCUGUACCUCAGGUCUGACCCUGAGAUGUGGAAGUUUGUCAAAAAUGAAAAGUUUAAGCAAGUUCUGUCUGAUGUGAGAGCCAAAGAGGAAAUUCUUGCCUUCUUUGCAAGCCAUGUGGGAGCCUUGAAGAAGAUUUUUUAUGAAACCAACUUCACCACCUACAGCAAUGAUCUGAGAUAUUCCGGCAUCAACUUUGUGGUGCAGAGAACAAGUAUAAUGACUCCACAAAACCAGAAAUGUGAUACGCCAAGCCGCACAGCUUAUUGCAACCCUAACAUUGAUGUCAGCAAUUUCUUAAACCUCAACUCUAUGGAUAAUCAUGAUAUGUUUUGUCUGGCGUACAUCUUUACGCACAGAGAUUUCACUAGGGGUACUCUAGGACUAGCCUGGGUUGGUGCUAGAGAAGUGGCCUCUGGUGGGAUAUGUGAGAAGCACAAGAACUAUCUUGAACGAGAUGAGACUGUCCCUAAAAGCUUGAACACUGGCAUAGUUACAACAGUCAACUAUGGGAAGGCUGUUCCAUCAAGGGUUUCUCAGCUAACAUUUACUCACGAAGUUGGACACAACUUUGGCUCACCUCAUGACCAGGGUGAUGAAUGUGCUCCCUUUGGUACCACCCAGCCUAAUGCAACAGAUGGGAACUACAUUAUGUUUGCCAGUGCCACAAUGGGGGACAGGAAAAACAAUGACAAGUUUAGCAUCUGUUCUAAAGACAAUAUCACACGCCUGCUGCAUGUCAUCUUCAAUGAGCUUCACUCCAAAAGAAAUUGCUUUAAAGCAUCAGAAACUGCAUUCUGUGGGAAUGGCAUCAGGGAGAAUGAUGAGCAGUGUGACUGUGGCUAUGAAAAUUACUGUGAGGACAAAUGCUGCUAUGCCAUGGGCACUUCUGAGGGUCAACAGUGCAAGUUAAAAGGAGAUGCCAAGUGCAGCCCUACUGCUGGCCCUUGCUGCAACACCAACUGUACCUUCAUCUCAGCUGAUUUACCAAAGGUCCAAUGUAAGCCAGCAGACGAUUGCAAACAAGCUGCUUACUGCAACAGCUCUCAUGCAGAGUGUCCUCCCCCUGUAUUGGAGCCUGAUGGGAAACUGUGCAAUGAUGAUACCAAGAUGUGUUCUAAAGGAGAGUGUGUAAAGUCUGUUUGUGAAAAAAUUCAAUGGAAGGAAUGCUUUUUGACUGCUGACAUUGGAGAUGAUAACCCCAGCAGAGAAGCUCUAUGCUACGUUUCUUGUACCAAUCCCAACACUUCCAAGUGUGUCAGCUCAUUUGAUUUGGCGGCUGUGUCUAGACCAGAGAAUGUGGAGUUCCGUAACCUGCUACAAGACAUCAUGGAGAAGAGAACAGGAAAGAGAGAGCCUGCUGGGAUACAAUUACCUGCAGGAUCUCCAUGUGAUAACUUCCGAGGUUACUGUGAUGUGUUUCACAAAUGUCGAGGGGUGGAUGCAGAUGGACCAUUGGCCAGAUUGAAGAAUCUGAUUUUCAAUCCAGAGACUUUGGAGAAUAUUCAGGAGUGGAUUGUGAAACACUGGUGGGCUGUGAUGUUGAUGGGCAUAGCCUUGGUGAUAGUGAUGGGGGCCUUCAUCAAGAUAUGUGCGGUACACACCCCUAGCUCCAACCCACGAAAGCCCAAACACAGGCAGCUCACAUUGCCCCGCACCCUGCAGAGGCGCAGGCACCAGCAACAACAGCAGCAGGCUGGGCAAUCCUCUGGGCAGAACCAGGGCAGGGGUGGAGCUGGCGGUAACAGGAGGCCAAUGGCCAGGAGUGUGGAGGAAAGGAAACCUGUAAAUAGUGAAGUGAUACAGAUAGAUCAGGGUCCACCCCCACCUUACUCUACUGCUGUCGUCUCCCCAAUACCUGCACCUUCGUCCUCCUCAGCGCCUCUACUGACAGAUACUGCGAGAGCACCAGACCUUACAUCAAUACCUUCGGGAGGACCGAAGAGGGGCCAUGGAGGAGCCAGAAAAAAAGAGCCAGAGAAAGCCGGCAAGGGCAAGAAGAAGAUGAAGAAUACUGUAGAACUACAACGUCUCUAGAAUUUUAAGUUUCCUUUGUUUGCUCAAUCUGGUCUUCUUUCUUUUUUUUUUUAAACUUGGGAAUUCAAAAAAGCUUAUUUUAAAAUGGAUGUGCAAUAUUUCUCUGUAAGUUAUAACAUUUUAAAAUGUUGGGUUAAUCUAUGUUGAUUUUUCUAAAUUAUCCUAACAAAGCCUUUUCAACAUUCAACUUGUAAACUUUGGGUAUUACGCAUAGCAACAAACUUUAGCUACAGAUCUCUUAAGUUUUGAUAGAGAACUUCAGUUUAGCUUGUGUUGGGCUUUCACUCCUUCUAGGCCCAACUAAAAAAAUAAGGCUUCUAUGCUUCAUCAAUGAGUUCAGCAAAAGCAAAAGUAGUUCCUGGCUUGAACUUUUUUAAAAACUUUUUUUUUUGGUAAAGUUUAUUUUAAAAAGAAAACUUUUAACAAACCAAAAAAAAAAAACUUAUAUUAACCUAAUCCUGAAUUUUCCUUUCCUUAAAGAAAGUUUCUCUAUGUGUAUAAAUACAUAUUAUUGGUGGUGUAGAAAUCUUGAUGAUUCUUUGAAAUUCUUAUCCAUGUCUCGAAGGAAGAAUGCUAACUUGUUUUAUCUCCAGCCUUUGUUUCAAAUGUCUCUACUUCUCUGUAUGCAUAUAUUUAUAUGAAAUAUAUUGUUUCAACUUUUAUGUUCUUAAAGUAACUUUGCAGCUGAGCUGGGUUUUUGUGAUGAUAGCCCUGGAAAUCAUCACUGAAGCUGUGAAAAUGUGAUAUUGUUUUGAAGUCAUGCUAGCCUACAUUAUAUCUGAACCUAAAGCCCAGUGCUCUCUGAUCAGGGUUAAUGUAUUGUAAGGAUGGAAGGCUACUGAAUGCUUAUCAAUUAGACUUCCUAUUUAUUUUUUUUUUGGUGAGGGAAUAUUGAAAACAAAAGAUGAAGAAAGAUGUUGAAUUGUUAAGAUGAUUGAGAUUCUGUGUCACAACCUCUGUGUCUCUACAGGAGGGCUUUAUAAUUGUGUAACCUUUUCUUAUUUAUGUCCAUGUGAUUGUUGGUUUAAUGUUAUUUGAUACUUAAUUUAAUGUUUGAUUUAAUUUGUUCAAUAGAUUUUUAGAAAUAUUUGUCUUGAUAAUGUUCAAAUAGCAUUUCACUUGGAGAUCCAAAAUGCAGCUAACCUAUAUUGAGAUUUUUAUUUUUUGGGAAAAAAAAAAGAUGUCUUUUUUUUUCUUGUUUUUACUCUUGAAUGAUCUGAAAUGGAAAUGUCUGGUCCUUGGUGUCAUGUUUUAUAAGAGCCUCAUUGACAUGUCAUAAAUGUUUGACAUGUACAACUUCUUUAUGCCUUUACCUCAUCUGUGUUAAAAUGUUCUACACAAAUGGUAAAUGAGACUAACAUGUGGAUGUGUGUGUCCCAGUUUGGCUUUGUCACCACUGAUGGAAAGAUUGGAUCAAGUAGUCAUAACAUUUAUUGACUUUCAAAUAAAAUGAAGAAAUAUAUGAACCAUGUCUAUAAAGAAAACUUCUUUCCCUAUGCAGCAAAUGAAAUAGUUUGAUGACCUUUUCUGUAGUCACUUGUAGUACCCAUCACAAAGAAAAAAAAAGCUCCACUACUCUUUCUUUUAGAAUAGUGAGUGUUUUAUAGAUCAGAAACAGCACAAUUGAAAAUCAAAAAGCACCAAUAAUACUUUUCUUAAAGCUACUCAUUAAGUUCUUAUCAUAAGCAGAGUAUGCACUGAGCAAGUGACCUAUGAACCUUGUUUAUCCCAAACAUCGCAACUAGAAUGAUGUCAUUCACUUGUAUAUUCUUGUAAUGCUGUGAAGGGAAAGAAAUGUGCUUAUGACAUCAUUUCGUUAUAUGCUGUAGGAUUGAGUAGACUAGAUGGAAGUAGGUCAGAAUCUUCUUGUGAUGUCGCAAUAUGCACCCUCUCAAAAUAUCCAGGUUACACCAGUCUCAUGAAAUACGGUACUAUAUAUCACAAUGUGAACAUACUGUCAAGGUUCAUUCAGUCUGUUUGAUCACAAUGUGAACAUACUGUCAAGGUUCAUUCAGUCUGUUUGAUUUAGUCUGUUUAUUGGAUUAUUACUUUUAGUUUGAAUAUUGAUUGUAUAUGUGCUUCAUGUUCUGUAGGGUAAAAAAGUUCUCUUUAAACAAAACAUCAACAUUUUGUUCAAAUCUUUCAUAGAAUUUCUCGCCAUCUGUCAAGUUUUAAAAACCUCCUUCACUCGCAUCUACCUCUCUUCAUAUUAUACCUCUCUAAUGGUGGGGAAUAAGAAAAUUAUUUCAUUCUGCUUUAGACCAAAGUUCUAUAUAUAUAUCUAUAUAUGUAUCUAGAGAGAGAGGGAGACAAGGCCUAUAUUCAAGCAAUUCUACACUGUCAGAUAUAGUUUACCCUAGAACUAGAUGUUUAGUUCUAAAUCCAGAUGCUGUACUAUUGUUAAAAAAGACUAGCCUAAAACAAAUUACUUUUGGUCUUUGUAACGCAUGCUUUCACAAUUAACAUGUGAGAACACAGUCUGUUCAUUUUCUAGAUCUAGUUCUAGAUUUAACAAUUAAACACCAUUUUGAGAUGCAGCCGUAUUAUUUUAGGAUUUGCCCGAAAUCACUAACAAAAAAAGAAUGAUUGCAAAGAAUUUAUAGAUUUUUUUUUUAAUGUACUGAUCAGGAAUAUGGGAAUUCUUAAAAACAUGAUCACAUUUUCUUUUGGUUGAAGAGCAAAUUUUUAGCCUGAGUGUUUUUGUUUUUUUUGCAUAGUUUGAGAUAACAUAUUAGAAUGAGUCAGUAAAAAUGGUCUUGCUGGCUAGUCUAUAUAUUUCAUUGAAUAUGUUUUGGACUUUUCAAACUCUUUUGAUUAUUUCUAGUGUACUAACAUAUAUUCUUGUUUUUGUGUUCAUGUUUAACUUUUGAUGUUUUGAUUGUCAUAUUUUGUGUGUGUCAUUAUUACUGGAUGUGUAAAGGGAUCAUUGUUACCAUUGUGUUGCAAAUUUAGAGAAUAGUUUUGGAUAUAUCUAUAUGUGAAUUAUUUUAACACAUAAAACUGUAGGAUACAUUAAAAUAUUAUUUAUAUAAUAUAACAAGAGCCAAAAGAAAGUUGUACUAAAUAUCUGAUAUUGUAACUAUAGUAAUACUGAAAUGUAACAGAAUGCACUAAAUUAAUGUAGUCUUUUAGGUCUUGUAUCUUUGGUCAAUUUACCAUGAAAGAAGCAAUAUUUACUUACUUAUUUAAGAAUGAUAUACGUUUGAAUGUUUGAGUCAACUUUACUUAUAUAUAGUUAUUUUUACCAUCUUAAUUAAAUAUGUACUAUCUGUACAAAGUGGAAUGCAUUGCAUUGAUGCAGAUAAUAAAUUUGGGACAUUCAAUAAAGGCUUUAAAUUUCUAUCAUUCUUGGAUUAUAUAAUUACUAGACAGAGGAACAUUCCUUCUGGUAGCUUACCAGUAUUUAUGCUGUAGGAAUUUAUUUGUAUUUUGUUUUUAAUGUUGAAUAUUUUAUGACUUUGGUUUUAUUGCGGCUAUGAACUUUACAAAAGUGUACAGAGAGUUAUUUGAUGUCAUGACUUAAAAAAAAAAUAAUUCCAUUAGAUUUGUUUCAUUUGUUCACUGGAAAAUGUUUAUUGUGUAUAAAAAUGAAUUUUUUAGCCCCCCCCCCCUCCCAAACAUAGAAAAAGAAGAAACCCUAGUCAUUAAAUAUAAUCCUACAAACAUUUAAAAUAUAAUCAUUGUUUUGAAUGAUCUUAUAAAAUUUUUUUCUUGAUAUUUUUUGCUGUUUUCCUUUAUGUUUUAAAUUUUUUGUGUGUGUUUAUUUCUUUUGUUUUCUUUUGUCUAUCUUGCACAUAGAAUUUGUUUGAUCUUUAUUUAUUUCAAAGUGUAUGUACUUAAUUUGUGUAUUUUAAAUCUAAAAAAUGUUUUUCUAUCUUGAAAAAAAAAUCUGGCAUACUUUCUAGUUUUUUUUUAAAAAUUGUAAUACUUGUUGAAUGACAGAUUGGGAAAACUUUUGACAACUUCAAAUGUCAGUGAGUGCCGUUUUUUUAAUUCAGUGAUUCCUGUUUUUCAAUUCAGUAAUGCCAGUGGUUGCUGUUUUUAAUUCAGUGAUUCCCACCUAGCUGAAUUGCUUAACAUUACAUUUGAUGAAAGAACAAAGGUGGUUGCUGAUUGUAAUUGCCAUAGGUUCAUUCAUGUCAUUUAAUAAGUCUACCUAGCUCAGUUGAUUACAUCACAUCUAACACUUUCUGUGGCCCUUUCAUAGAACCUUUCCUUUAUAAUCUUACAUAUUGUAUUAAGUAAUUCAGCCCUCUUGGGUCUUUUCAAACAUGGUAGUCUUUAAUAUCUGUAUAUGCUGGAUGUUUUUAUGCCCACUUGAACAAUCUUCAUUCAUUUGUAUCUAAUGUAUGUGUGUUUGUAUCUAAUGUAUGUGCGUUUGUAUCUAAUGUAUGUGCGUCUUCAUAUAUAACAUAAUGCACAUAGAUUGUUUGUGAUUACUAUGUUGAAUAGUCAUUUCCAGCAAUGUAGACUUAUGUCAUAGGUCAUCUGCAUCUGGGUUGCCAUAUUGAACAAUUGUCCUCCAGUCAGACAGGGUUACAUUUCUUUUGUAUUCUUCAUCACAUAUUUCAUCUGUAUCAGUCUUCACUUUUUGUUAUGAUCUCAAUUAGACAAGCGGAAAAUAUAAUUAUAGCCUAAUUUUGUAUUUUUUUUUACUUGUCAUUUUUCAAAUAUUGUAAUAAUUUUAAUGGAUCUAAAUGGUUUGACCUCCAUAUCAUUGUCUCCCCUGUUUGCUUUUCACAUCUUUGCCUUUAAACUCUUCAAAAUCAUCAACACAAUGAUUCAUUUCUUUUGAUUGGAGAUUUUUUUCACGCUCAUCCUAUGUACAGCCAUUAAAAAAGAAAUAUUUGGAUUAAAAUUGUCCUUUAAAAUUAUUUUUUAAAUUUUGUUUUGCUAAGGUUUUUGCAAGAUGUUGGCUUUUAGUGGUGACUAUGAGAAAAGGGAAGAUCUAGCACAUUUAGUUACUAACAUUCUAAUUAUUUGGUUUUGUUUUUUAUUUUUAUAAAAGGGGGAUAAGCUCUUCGAACAUAACAUUUGUCAGGGCUCAAAGUUCCUAGCACAUAUUUAUCUUGUUCACUUGCUCAUUAUUUUAAGCACCACUGAUCACUACUUUCCCAUGAUUAGAAGCAAUGGUGGCGUUUGUUUACAUACUGGGUUAGGGAUAGGAGCCUCGAACACAAUUUGACAGUGACAUUUCUCUGAGUUCUAAACUCUUCAAUGUUUUAAUAUUUUGUACUAUCUACUUUAAUUUUUUCUAUUUUUAUGUGGACAUUUAAAGUUUGUGCCCCCCCCUCCUUUUCCAAUUUUGUUUUUUAAACCUGGCUUUAAAAUCUCUGUUAUUAUUAGCUUGGCUGAAAGUAAAUGUCCAGGGUAAAAUAAUAGUUCUGAUCAGAGGUGGACUGGCUAUAUGGGCAUUUGGGCAAAUGCCCGGUGGGCCAGUACCCUAAUGGGCCGGUAGGGCAUGGAUCCCACUAUGACACAUUAAAUUGUUAAAGGUUUUAUAAUGUUCUCUUAUAAACGUGACCAUUUUGAGCGUUGUGUUUUAAAAAAUCUUUUACAAACUCUGCAGUGUAAGACUAAUUUAAUCUAACACAUUUUCCGAACUAAUGUAAUAGCCUAUACCCAUUGACGAUGGCUGAGUGGAAAAGCUUGGCUUAUGAACAGAGGAGUCACUGGUUAAAAUCCUGGUGAAGACUGAUAUCUUUUAUUCCGGGAUCCACCCAGCUCAAAUGGGAACCUGACAUUAGUUAGGGGAAAAGUGAAGGUGGUUGGUCGUUGUGCUGGCCACAGAAACAUAGGACCUUUACAUCAUCUGCCCCAUAGAUUGCGGGAUCUUAAAGGGGUUCUUUAUCAAACUUUAACAUACCAGUAAUGACUUUGAGGACAGGUUGAAUUGGAUGCCCUUCAUAUGAUAUACAAAUUAUGGGCCAGAAUGUAUAGAAAUGCCUGCCUGAUUUAGACACACAGUCCGCCACUGGCUCUGAUCAAUUAAAAAGUACCUUAGCACUGUUAAUAUCUAGUGAUGACAUUCAAUUUUCAUUUAUAAGCGACCCAACCUUGUAAAAUAUACACCCAGCUAAAGUCUCACUGAUCUAUCUUUGCUUGAUUCUAGCUCUCUGACCCCAAGUCUUCAGAGAGUAUGGAUAUACUUCCAUUUUCUGCUUCAUUUUUGGUGUUCUGUGUCAUGACUUGGUAAAUAACGUGAACUUUCCUGUUUCAUUUAGAACAUUCAUAGAGCAUCUCCUUCAAUACACUUGGCGCCUGUCCACAACAGAUUUCACAUUCAACUUUUUGUUGUACCUCUACAAUAACUGUUUAUCUGAACACAGAUUUUUUUGCAUUAUUUUAAUUUCUAUCUGAACUUGUAAGUUUCUUGUGUAAGUCUAUCCCUAAGAUUAUCUCUAAAUGUCUUUGUUUUCAAGCCUCUUAUAAACAAGAGGAAAAUACGAGGAAAUAUGGAGAGCCUUAUUUUCAUGACAUUCAUGACAUUGCUAUCACCCAAAUUAUCAUUUUUUUUUACCUCUUGUCUGAGUUCAUUGUCCAGUAAACUACCGAGACAAUUAAGAAUAAAGCAAAGAAAUAAGGUUUCUGAAAAAUUAAUUGUAUAAUUUGUUCUGGCCAUUACUACUAUUAUUGCCUUCAAAGCUUUUAGUGUAUAGACAUAGAUAAAUAUAGACUGGAAAAAGGAAAUAACUUCAUGUAACUUGAAAACAUGUACAUCUAUUGUCGGAUUUCCGAAUUCUGAAAAGUUGCAUGAUCUUCAAUCUUAGAGAUUAAACAAAACUACUCUGCUGUAUAAUAAAGUACACAAAAUUGCUAGUCACAAAUUUUCGUUUCAUAAAACUCUUUUAUCGGCCAGUCUAUAUUUAUUUAUGCCUAUGUGUAUAGCAUGUUGUUUGUUUUUUAAAGGUAAGUUUAAAAAGUUGAUUUCUUACCAGUCUCUAGUUUCCAUUGAGUUGAAUCAUGAUCUGAUUCCUUUCACACCUCAAAACCUGUUUCAUCUUUGUUUAGCAUUACUGAAUUGUUUUCUGGUUGUUGGUACUCCAUAUUCAUAUAAUUGUGUUACUUGAUAUGCUUUGUGUUUGUCUCUUGCUGUCUCUGCACCUCUGACUCGGAUGUAUGUCUGUGAUGCUUGGAUAGGACUCCACUAUCAAUAAAAUAUGCUAGCUUAUAUAUCAUUGGAAAUCCGUUGCUUUUUGAGAUUUGGUGAAUCUUGUGACUGGCCUUGUCUUUUGGUGAACUCUGUGCUAAGUAUGUUACGUUAUGUAUUUGUAUCAUGUAUUUGUAUUAUGUGUUAUGUAUUUGUACUAUGCUCUAUUGGCGCGAAUGUUUACAAAUACAAACAAGCUGUCACCAUGGCUGUUAUGGUCUAGGGAGUUAAUCUAAGAAAAAGAAAGAUAUGAUUGUGUCAUGUUCUAUUUUGGGGUACAUUGGCUACAUAAGCUCCAUUGUUUCGUUCAUCUCAAAUCACUUUUUCUUUUACCCAUGCAUUGUGUCCCUUUACCCUCAUCCCCAGACUUUCUCCCUCCCUUUAGACAUUGGUCUCGUUUUCAUCUUUGUCCCAAUAUCUUUCCACAUGUACACUCUCUUCCACCCCUCACACCCCUUUUUUUCAUAUAGCAAUUGCAUGACUUUGAUGAAAUGUGUAUUUGAAUAAAUGAGUGGAUGAAACAAUGAACACUCCCUGCACUAUCCCCCCUCCCCACUAUUCAGUAUUGACACUGUGUCUGGAUUGUUUGAUGUUUAUCUGUAACUAUGGUAACCAAUACAUUUUUAAAAAAUAAAAAUGACCCCAUUUGAGGUCUACAUUUUAACUA